UGCCGUCAAAGCCCUUCCAACUGCCCACUCAACUUUCUCUCAUUCAUUUUCCCACCAGACAAACAGUCAGUCUCCCAACUGCCAGGCUCUCCAUAUCCAAUCAACCUUCCAACUAGCUAGCUACCUUAUACUCGUCUCUUCCAGUCAUGAAGAAGCCAGGCUUUUUAGCGGCCUCAGUCGCCGCCGCUUCGGCCACUGCUCUCUCCGUCUCCGCCACUCCUUCUUCUUCUUCAAGCUUUGUGUCUGAUUCAACCAUGCGAUUUUCUCACCAGGAGACUGGGUGCAAGAGAAAUCAAGAAAAAUCGUCGGCUUCGACCGAGAAAUUUGCGCCCAAGUUCGAUGGGUUGAGAUUUAUUGAAACGCUGGUUACUGCUCAUAGAUAAGAUUAGGCGGCCUCUAUCUUCUAUCUGUUGUAAUCUAAAUAUUUUUGUCUCCUUUGAUGAUUUGAUCCAAUCUUCCAUCUCGAGGAAACAACUUCAAGAUUGGAUUUCGAUCCUUUUGGUAAUGGGAUGAAGUUAGUACUAAGAACUACUACUUACAUGGUACAUGAAAAAUAUUACGUUGCGUGUCAAUAAUACAUUAGAUGAGAAUAAAUUUAUUUUGUAUUAUUGACAUAAAACGCUAAGAUGAUAAUGGGUUUAUGCCAAAUAAAUCCUCUUAGAAUUAAAAGAAUUGUAACUGUACAUUUUCGGGCUGCCCUUAUAUAUUUACGUGGAAAUUAAUAUAA
Molecule: messenger RNA, 727 nt
Organism: Pyrus x bretschneideri (Chinese white pear)
Lineage: Eukaryota; Viridiplantae; Streptophyta; Magnoliopsida; Rosales; Rosaceae
Exons: 2
Coding region: 147-383 (78 amino acids)
Source: RefSeq, a predicted model, not a curated record